Messenger RNA from Ilyonectria robusta, 249 nucleotides. RefSeq lists its product as uncharacterized. The coding region runs from base 31 to 207 and encodes 58 amino acids. The record is from RefSeq and is a predicted model, not a curated record. NCBI's taxonomy places the organism in Eukaryota, Fungi, Ascomycota, Sordariomycetes, Hypocreales, Nectriaceae. The transcript has a single exon.
CUUUAUUCAGGCCCAGGUAAGAAAUUGGAAAUGGCUACUAGGCUGGCAGAUACCGCGACGAUCACCAGCUUCCGCACGAACUUGCUUUCCGGCGCUCUCUACAAGAUAGCAAAAAUCCGGGACUAUGUGCAUUUAGCUAGAUUUUUCUUGCUCUAUAUAUCUCACUUUAGCUUAAAUUCUAAGAGGUUUUGUCCCUUUGCGUCGUAGAGUGUCUGGAAGCGGCCACAAGUCGCGCGCGUCUGCGGCGAC